Messenger RNA from Thelazia callipaeda (thelaziosis nematode), 1776 nucleotides. Lineage: Eukaryota; Metazoa; Nematoda; Chromadorea; Rhabditida; Thelaziidae. The record is from the annotation of a GenBank genome assembly.
AUGUUACAGGAACGAAUUGAGAAAAUUAUCGACGAAAACACAAGCUCAGACUUUUAUGGUCAUACCAAAAAAAGGAAAGAACGAAUUGAUGCCAGAAUCAGCAGCUAUAAAGAUAUUAUGGCAAAGCUUACCUUCAAUCAAAUAGCUGAUGCUGAAAGAGAAAUGGAUAUAUUAGUUGAUUUGUUGGAAAAAGAACGUGAUCUUUCUCAUUACGCUGUUCAUAUUGAUAUGGAUGCAUUUUAUGCAGCUGUUGAAAUGAGAGAUGACCCUUCGCUGCGUGAUAUACCUAUGGCUGUUGGUUCCGAUUCUAUGCUUAGUACUUCAAAUUAUGCUGCUCGUCGUUUUGGAGUUCGAGCUGCCAUGCCUGGUUUUAUUGCCAAAAAAUUAUGUCCUCAGUUAAAAAUAAUUCAUGGUUCUUUCGAAAAAUAUCACAAAGCAAGUUCAGUGGCUAGAGAGGUAUUUAAAGAAUAUGACCCUGAUCUUUGUAUGGGUGGUUUGGAUGAAGUUUAUAUGGAUUUAAGUGCGUACAUUCACGAUCGUCUUCCUAAAGGCUCAAUUGAGUAUGGACGAAUUCGAUAUACAGGGGAAUGUGUGUGUCGGUUACCCCUUAUUACAGAAGACGAAAUGGAUCAGCUGGUUGAUGCAGAAAUUGUCGAAGAAGAAUGUCUGAAAUGUGAAAAAGUGCGUAAGUGUGUGCGAGAUCGCAUAACUUUUGGAGUAAAUGUCGAUGAAGUUGUGAGAGAAAUACGAUUCAGAGUGGAGCAAGCAACUGGGUUGACCUGUAGUGCAGGUAUUGCACCAAAUUCAAUGCUAGCAAAAGUGUGUUCGGAUAUUAAUAAGCCAAAUGGUCAGUUUCGUCUAUUGAAUGAAAGAGAAGCUGUUUGGAAUUUCAUGAAGAAUCUUCCAAUACGCAAAGUAGUUGAAUUGAUUUCAAUUAGUGGUAUUGGUCCUGUAACGGAAGCUGUUUUAAAAGGAAUUGGUAUGGAAACAUGUGGUGAUUUAUAUGAGCAUCGUGGACUAAUCAGUUUGCUUUUCUCACAGUCUAGUUACGAGCAUUUUUUACGUAUUGCACUGGGUAUAGCUGAUGUGUUCACUUCAGAUCACAAGUCAAGACGGAAAAGUAUUAGUUGUGAGAGAACUUUUCAUCCGACUACAGAUGCUAAAGUUCUUUUUGAGAUGCUCGAAAAUUUGUGUAAUGAGCUUGUUGAUUCAUUGACUGAUCAUAACAUUCGAGGAGGUCGAACAGCUACUGUGAAAAUGAAGUAUUCUACAUUCGAUGUCAUUACAAGAAGUUCUAGUGUAGGUUACGUAAUUACUGAUGCGGAUCGGUUAUUUUCUUUAUGCUCAAAGCUUCUACGCCAGGAAAUAAACUGCAAUCAUGAUAGUGACAAACAAUUACGUCUGCUCGGUGUGCGAUUAGCUCGUCUAAUUUUCCACGAUGAAAAGGCUGAGAAGUCAAAUCCGUUGUCUUUGUUUUGGAAAUCAGCUCAAACAAAUCCUACAGCUAUGGAAUAUGUUACCAGCUUAUCAGAUGGUAAGGAUCAACCAUCGACUUCGACAUACAAUGUUGUUGGAAGCGUGAACUAUUGUAAUGAUGACUCAGAUGUGGUGUCAAAAAAAGUACUUUGUUCAGAUGACCAACAGUUUUGUCCAAUUUGCAACGGGGUUUUGCCGAAAGAGCUUGGAUUGAUCAAUCGACAUAUUGACGAGUGCUUAAACAGGUCAAAAAUUAGUGUUUAUUGUUCUAACUCGUGUAAUAAUUAUCAGCUAUUUUAA